Fusarium oxysporum Fo47 is the source of this 1504-nucleotide messenger RNA. RefSeq names its product mitochondrial 54S ribosomal protein mL38. NCBI's taxonomy places the organism in Eukaryota, Fungi, Ascomycota, Sordariomycetes, Hypocreales, Nectriaceae. The transcript is spliced from 2 exons. The record is from RefSeq and is a predicted model, not a curated record. The coding region runs from base 109 to 1422 and encodes 437 amino acids.
GGGGCCAGGCCUGUAAACCAUCCCCAGAGCAUUUUUCAAUAUCUCGAGAUAUCAUCAGCGUCACUUUUAACGUCCCACGUCUACGGCCUCUACGCUCCGCUGCCCAUCAUGUCGCGCUGCCAGGCCGUUAUGCGGCCAAUCGCUCGGCAGCUGCGGCCCAGCGUCGCCCGGCCGUUCACCUCUGCCGCAAUUCGACGAUCAGCCGAGACUCAGACUGCCACGCCCAGCACAGCAGACCUCGAUCCCAAUACGGUGCUCCCCGAGUUUGAGCAGCAGCUUAUGAAGGCUGGAAAGAUGCCAAUUGGAUCACGACGACGAAGAAUGGCCAUUCGGAGCACGGGCGAUCUGCCGUUUGAGCAUCUCCCGUACCAGGCUUUUCAAGAGGCUCGCAAGAUUCUGGCUGUGGAUCGUGAAGAGAAGCUGGCGGAGAUUAGCAAAGAGCUUGACAAGAUUUCUCGGUUAGAAGCUACGAGUCCGGAAGAUAUCAAGGGGGGACAGAAGAUGAAGGAUAUUAAAACCAAGAGUCUGCACAAAUAUGUCGAGAGGCUCAAGAUCCUUGCAGAUGCUAACGACCCCAUUGUCAAGAAGCGUUUUGAAGAUGGAACAGGCGAUAUGAACAAGCCUAUCUACCGUCACUACGCCGAGGCCAAGUGGCGCUCCUACGACCAACGUCUCAUCACCCAACGUAUCAAGCAGUUCAACAUCGUCCCCGAUGUCCUCCCCAAGCUCGAACCUACCGCCGAUGUCCAGCUAUACUUCCGCAAGCUCAAGAUUCCUCCCGGCCAGAUCGUCGACAGUGUCGUCAGCGAGAACGCACCCCGUCUUCGAGUUCAAGUCUUCGACAAGGGCGAGAGACUCGUCUCUGUAGUCGUCCUCGACUCUGAUGUCCCCAACCCUGACUCCGAUACCUUCAACAAGCGCUGCCACUUCCUCGCCGCCAACAUCCCCAUUAGCCCUACCGAAACAUCACUACCUCUGAGCAGGAUAAAGGGCGAGGAUCAGCUUGCUCUACCGUGGCUCCCCGCAUUCUCCCAAAAGGGUGCCCCAUAUCACCGUCUCGGCAUCUAUCUCCUCGAGCAGCAACCCGGCAAGAAGAUCGACGUCGCCAAGCUCAAGGAACUAUACAGCCAGCGCGAUGGAUUCUCGCUCAAGUCCUUCCGCGACAAGUUUAGCACAACACCCUUUGGGUUCAACAUGUUCCGUAGUGUCUGGGACGAAAACACCGCAGCUGUCAUGGCGCGACACAACAUCCCCGGCUCAGAUGUCGAGUUCAGACCUACGCGUGUGUACAGCCUCAAGCCUCCCGUCAAGCCUCGUGGAUGGGAAGCCAAGCGACAAGGACCCAAGUACCGUCACCUUUGGAAGUACACCAAGAACAUCAGAGGCAUCUCCAACUCGAGGGGAUGGAUCAAGAGGAGGUAGAGAGAUGGAUGAGCGUGUAUCAUAUUACUGUACAUUUAGAAAAUGGGAGAGUACCAAGAGAAGUAAAUCACGUACAACUCAA